This is a messenger RNA of Homarus americanus (American lobster), 4177 nucleotides long. RefSeq names its product transmembrane and ubiquitin-like domain-containing protein 1. The record is from RefSeq and is a predicted model, not a curated record. Lineage: Eukaryota; Metazoa; Arthropoda; Malacostraca; Decapoda; Nephropidae. The transcript has 5 exons. The coding region runs from base 198 to 1577 and encodes 459 amino acids. Gene Ontology annotation, molecular function: protein binding.
CGUCUUAUAACCUUUAGUGUAGUAACCACAAUUAAGUUAUCAGUUCUUACCUGUGACAGUAAAGGGUAUUUGUUUUUUUUAUUUUACUUUUUAUAUAAUUUGUCGGGUGGCAAUUUGAUAUUUUGGCAGUUUCUAGAGUCUUGAACUACCAGCCACAGUGAAGUCAGAACAACAAGCAUUGCCACGAUUGUAGUACAAUGAUAAGCUAUGAAGGUAUACAAGAUACAGUGACUGCCAUUCUUGUGAUAAUUGUUGUAUCAAUUGUGAUAGCAGCGGCAUGGUUGUCAACAAACGUGAGGGAACAACCAUUGGUAGCUACAGCAGUUGUUGUAUUUCAGAGUGGAAAUACAGGGGAGGGGGAAAGAACUCACAGUGAUAGUGGUCAGAGUGAGAGAGAGACUCAAGGCAGCAGUGUACAAGAAGGGGAAGCCACAGCUGUAAGGUCAACUUCUCAAAUGAAAGAAAGUGGAGAAUCGGAAGUCAGUGAUGCAGCAGAAAUGGAAGGGCCACAGAGAACUGGUGGAGAACUGACAGAUGGGAGUCAAAACGGGGAAGUAUGUGAUAUGAGCACACCACUGUCAGAUGAAAUUAGUAAAAGUUCUGUUCAGAAAAGUGAUAAUAAAGACAAUACCACCACAUCAGGAAAUGCACAGUCAGAUCAGUGUCUCAGUCAAGGAGCAAGUGAAGGCAGCAUCACAAAUCAGUCCACUGAUUCUUCUAUUCCGUCCCAUGUAUCACCUUCAGAGAAACUGAGAGAAAGCAUACCUGAGAUGGAGGUCCGGAAAAGAAGGUUACAGCAGUUCAUAUCCAUGGGAGGGAGUACUGCAUGUUCAGAAACCCACUCCGAUGCAUCUUCUGGUAUUGCUUUGGAACCUACAGAAGUAAGAAAUGAACAGAGUUGUGCACAAGAUAAAAUUAGUGCAACUUCAGAUAGUUCUGUCGGAGAAGAGGCAUAUAUUCCCGUAGUCAAAACCACCGAAACUUUUUCUUCCUCAUCGAGUGCUGCAGAUGCUACUUCCUCUCUGAAGGAAGAUGGGGAGGAUAAGAGACCACCUGGCAGUAUAAGAAUUCGCCUGAAAUUCCUUGAUGAGACUCAGAGAUUUGUAUUUGCCCUGCUGACUGAGCAAGUUGGAAGCUUUAAAAGACAACACUUCUCCAUAGAAAUGGAUGCAAAUCGACGCAUUCGACUUAUUUUCAAUGGUCAACUCUUAAGUCAAGACAAUUCAACUCUUGCACAGUAUGGCUUGUUUGACAAUUGUGUGGUACACUGUCAUGUGUCACAACCACAGCAAAUGAACAGAGGUCAGUCAGGGGAACUGGCAGCACAAGAGGAAGAAGAAGCCUACGUCUCAGGACUUUUGGCACCCUUACUGUACUGUGUGAUGGUUGUGAUGUGGUACCUUCGCUAUGAAUAUGGACACCUCUUCAACACGAUGUCAACUGUCAUUCUCCUGUUUCUCACGGCUCUGCUCUUAAUUUCUACGUACCUCCUCUACAUCACGCAACAUGUGCCUGACAAUGGAACUUCUGCCCAGAUAUCAGCACGUCCACAAACUGAGACACAAAGUACAUUAUAAAAAAACUACUGAAUAUAUAAUUUUAUUUAGAAUGUUUCAAUUUGUCUGAUCAUUUGGAUUAGACUAAAUUUAAUGUGGUGAUGGACAGUAGUAUCUGAAGGUGUAACAGUUUUGCAUUCUACACCCAUAGAAAAUUCUGAAGCAAGAAAAAAUCUUUAGCAUAUAAAGUGUUUGAUUUAUGAGAUUGUUUGUUUACUUUUUUACAGUUUAUUGUGCUUGUAUAUCCAUAUACUUUGUGUCAUACAGUUAAAGAUCUCUUAGCUACUGAUGUAGAUAACAUACAGUGUAAUCAAAAUGCAUUGUUUGUGAAUGGCAGAUGGAAUAUAUAGAGAAUACAGAACAGUAUAGCUGAACAAGCUAUUUUAUAUUGGAACAGUAGCCAUAAACUUUUUUAUGGUAUUUCUACUCUGUGCACUGCACCCUUCCACUGAAUGAAUGACUUUUUUUCUGUGGUGUUGAGUGUUGAGUCCAGUAUGUAUCAAUGGAAGUAGCACACAGUAGAAUAGUACCUAGGCUUGGUAAAUACAGUACACUGUACCUUUAACCUCCAAGUCGUGUAAGUAAGCUCUGACAGUCUUCUCAAUUGGACUUAAUAACAUGGGUUUUCAAAUUUCUCUCUCACAAUUUAUCUAGCUACAAUGAAUGUCUGUCAUACCUCAUGUAGGCUCAGAAUCAUCAUAAAUUUUAGUGAAUACCAAGGAGAAUAGAAUUUUGUUUGGUGUGCAGCUGUGUAGGUUAUAGCUAUGGUUAUUAAACUUGCCCUUGCAUAUGUACUUCAAACCACAGUACCAUCAACCUACCUGACACACAUAAACACAAUUCUCUGUUUGAAAUCAGAAGUUAUCAUUAUAUAGUACAUCACCGACUCAUGUUUUUAUGGUCUUUACAUUAUAUAAAUUUAGCACCAUAUAAUUUUUGCUAGGAACAUAGGCAUUAUUGGGUAUUCACUAACUACAGUUUGAAAUGAUAUACAUGUAUGUAGUACCAUACUUUGCUCUACAACUUGGCCAGGAAUUAUUUUAGAUUUAUUUACCGGGUAUUUAUUUUUGGCGUUUUUUUUUUUUUUGCUCUACCUAAAUCUGAUAUUACUUUUCCUUCAUCUCAGUUUCUUCUGAGGGAGUUUCUGCCAACCUAGAACAUUUACAUUAACAGAUUCAUUGACAAGGAGUGAUGUGAUCUGUUUAUGAAGAUUGAAGCCAUAAGUUCCUUUAUUGUCUCAUUAGUAAAUUACUCUCUUAUAGUGAUCAUUUUCAUCUGCAAGGGUACUUUUUUCACUUUGUCAUUUGAAGACAUAACUGAUUGUUCAUCCACUUUUAAAACUUUCUUAUUUGGAAUCAAUUCAAAUGAGAUGAGUAAUGAAGCUUCAUAUCAGAUAUUUCUACAAUUUAUUGUCCUUUCUUUUGCUAGGGGAGUUUUCUCAUCUCAUAUAUUGAUUAUUUCCUACAGAGAUUUUCCCUGUGUGGUGGUUACUAGGAUUAGCCCAAAGAACUAUUGUUUUCAUUAAUAUCCCUUGCACCUGAAGACAACUCAUUUGUUUCCCACCUGUCUGUCUUUCUGGAUGGCCAGGGACUCAUUCAUCCUGAGAAUAACCAUUUUAUAAUAUUGUACAUGAGUAUAUAUAUCACUGGUCAAAAGUCCACAAUAGUAAUACAGGUAAACCUCCAGAGUAUUUGCGAUGGGGUUAGGGUCCUGAAAACCUCAUUGCAGGUCGAAAUAUCAUAAAUUAAGUUCAUUAUAACUUGGGGUUCAAUGGGAUAGAUUCCUGGCUAGUCGGACACUCAUAUGUAGUAUUCCUAGAAUACUACUAUAGCACUACAACACCAUUAAAUAACAUUCACCACAUCAUUAAGAAGAUGUCUAGUCGUCAUCACAUGUCCCCUUCAAGGCUAAGGGGGCUCUUAAGGUGGAGUGAAGACAUCAACCUGAGUCCCACACAGUCUUUGGGGAAUCUGAAGAGUGGGGACUGGAGGUGUAACCUACUUCCUAGCCUUAAAGAUAAUGAACAAAACACUUGCCAGACAUUUUCAAAGUUACACUGCUCACUUCACAGUCACAAAAACACGAUUAUAAAGAUGAGGAAUCAAUUCUUUUAAGAAAAAGCCUAAGAAGUGUUGCGGUGGAGAUGUGGGUUUCUUGUUACCAACCUAACCUGAUUAAUGUCAAGUGGAGGUGGGGUGGUCUCAUGCAUUGCGUCAGGUCACCGGGUGGUCUCAUGCAUUGCGUCAGGUCACCAGGUGGUCUCAUGCAUUGCGUCAGGUCACCAGGUGGUCUCAUGCAUUGCGUCAGGUCACCGGGUGGUCUCUUGCAUUGCGUCAGGUCACCGGGUGGUCUCAUGCAUUGCGUCAGGUCACCGGGUGGUCUCAUGCAUUGCGUCAGGUCACCGGGUGGUCUCAUGCAUUGCGUCAGGUCACCGGGUGGUCUCAUGCAUUGCGUCAGGUCACCGGGUGGUCUCAUGCAUUGCGUCAGGUCACCGGGUGGUCUCAUGCAUUGCAUCAGGUCACCUAGUGCCAGGGUGUGGGAUUAAAGGGUCUCAUGACCUGAAGAUGUCUUGAGUGCAGACAAAAGCUGAGUAGCAAAUAUAUUUAUGGCUAGCAAAAGAG